Artibeus jamaicensis (Jamaican fruit-eating bat) is the source of this 3331-nucleotide messenger RNA. It is a transcript of the gene KLHL7, whose product is annotated as kelch like family member 7. The record is from RefSeq and is a predicted model, not a curated record. The coding region runs from base 262 to 2022 and encodes 586 amino acids. Gene Ontology annotation, cellular component: Cul3-RING ubiquitin ligase complex. Gene Ontology annotation, biological process: protein ubiquitination. The transcript is spliced from 11 exons. Gene Ontology annotation, molecular function: protein binding. Lineage: Eukaryota; Metazoa; Chordata; Mammalia; Chiroptera; Phyllostomidae.
GCAAGCUCCUCCGCCCGGCUCCGGUUCUGCCGGGGAUGUAGCCGGCGCCGCGACGCUGUCUCUCGGCGAGCUCCUGAGCAGUCCUCCAGGCCUUGUUCUCCCGCAGUGGCCGCGCCUCUGCCGCCCACGCGCUCGGGAGCAGAGCGCUGCAGCCAGAGUCCCAGCCGUGGUGGUCGCUAAACAGAAGCUUUAGCGCGUCCGGGGGGGUGCAACCCCUCGCCCAGCCCGGCGAGCCCCGGGUGUGAACCGAGCCGACGGAGGAUGGCAGCCUCCGGAGUGGAGAAAAGCUGCAAGAAGAAGACCGAGAAGAAACUUGCUGCUCGAGAAGAAGCUAAAUUGUUGGCAGGCUUCAUGGGUGUCAUGAACAACAUGCGGAAACAGAAAACGUUGUGUGAUGUGAUCCUUAUGGUGCAGGAAAGGAAAAUACCUGCUCAUCGUGUUGUUCUUGCUGCAGCCAGUCAUUUUUUUAACUUAAUGUUCACAACUAACAUGCUCGAGUCGAAGUCCUUUGAGGUAGAACUCAAAGAUGCUGAACCUGACAUUAUUGAACAACUUGUGGAAUUUGCUUAUACUGCUAGAAUUUCUGUGAAUAGCAACAACGUUCAGUCUUUAUUAGAUGCAGCAAACCAGUACCAGAUUGAACCUGUGAAGAAAAUGUGUGUUGAUUUUUUGAAAGAACAAGUUGAUGCUUCAAAUUGUCUUGGAAUAAGUGUGCUAGCAGAGUGUCUGGACUGCCCUGAACUGAAAGCCACUGCAGAUGACUUUAUCCAUCAGCAUUUUACUGAAGUUUACAAAACUGACGAAUUUCUACAACUCGAUGUCAAGCGAGUGACACAUCUCCUCAACCAGGACACUCUGACUGUAAGAGCAGAAGACCAGGUUUAUGAUGCUGCAGUCAGGUGGUUGAAAUACGAUGAACCUAAUCGCCAGCCAUUUAUGGUUGAUAUCCUUGCUAAAGUCAGGUUUCCUCUUAUAUCAAAGAAUUUCUUAAGUAAAACGGUACAAGCUGAACCACUUAUUCAAGACAAUCCUGAAUGCCUUAAGAUGGUGAUAAGUGGAAUGAGGUAUCAUCUCCUGUCUCCAGAGGAUCGAGAAGAACUGGUGGAAGGCACAAGGCCCAGAAGGAAGAAACAUGACUACCGCAUAGCCCUAUUUGGAGGCUCUCAGCCACAGUCUUGUAGAUACUUUAACCCAAAGGAUUAUAGCUGGACAGACAUCCGCUGCCCCUUUGAAAAACGCAGAGAUGCAGCAUGCGUGUUUUGGGACAAUGUUGUAUACAUUUUGGGUGGCUCUCAGCUUUUCCCCAUUAAACGAAUGGACUGCUAUAAUGUCGUGAAGGACAGCUGGUAUUCCAAACUGGGACCCCCCACUCCGCGAGACAGCCUGGCGGCCUGUGCCGCAGAAGGCAAAAUCUAUACAUCUGGCGGUUCCGAAGUCGGAAACUCAGCUCUGUAUUUAUUUGAGUGCUAUGACACAAGGACUGAGAGCUGGCACACAAAGCCCAGCAUGCUGACCCAGCGCUGCAGCCACGGGAUGGUGGAGGCCAAUGGCCUCAUCUAUGUUUGUGGUGGGAGCUUAGGGAACAAUGUUUCUGGCCGUGUGUUGAAUUCCUGUGAAGUUUAUGAUCCUGCCACGGAAACAUGGACUGAGCUGUGUCCAAUGAUUGAAGCCAGGAAGAAUCACGGACUGGUCUUUGUGAAGGAUAAGAUAUUUGCUGUGGGUGGUCAGAACGGCUUAGGCGGUCUGGACAAUGUGGAGUAUUAUGAUAUUAAACUAAAUGAAUGGAAGAUGGUCUCACCGAUGCCGUGGAAGGGUGUGACAGUGAAAUGUGCAGCAGUUGGCUCCAUAGUUUAUGUUUUGGCUGGUUUUCAAGGUGUGGGUCGAUUAGGACACAUCCUUGAAUAUAAUACUGAAACAGACAAAUGGUUUGCCAACUCCAAAGUUCGAGCUUUUCCAGUAACAAGUUGUUUAAUUUGUGUUGUCGAUACUUGUGGAGCAAAUGAAGAAACCCUUGAAACAUGAAAAAUGAGUGGACUUCAAGACUCAUUAGAGACUCAAAAAAAUGGCCACCAGUGCUUUGUUCCAAGAGUUUGGUUACAAAGUUUUAAUUUGGUGGGAUGUUUUUUGUUUUUUUGGAAGGAAGUUUCAAGUAAAGAAAGAUCCUUAUAAAAUAGAUGUUUCUUAUUUAAAUUUCCUUACUUGACUACACACCUUAUUUAGCUGGCCACCUAAUCAUGAACAUAUCCAGCAAGAAAACUUGAAAUAUAAUGAGCAUCAGUGAAAAUACAAGUUCUUAAAUGAAUUUCACAUCUGUAACUAUGAUUAUGACAUUGUGGGGAUUGGCUCCUCAGUGAAACAGUCUCAUCUUAGCUCUAGAUUCUAUUUUCAUACAUCACAGAAGUGCUGUGUAAUUAGGUCUGUUUGUUUUGAUUUACUCAAAAACUAAGAAAUAGUAUGGAACAGCUUAGUCUCACAUGGUUUUGCUUGUCUUCCUUUGUUCCAUUUAGUGCCAAGUGUGUUCCAUUUUUAAAAGCAAGGCAGAGUGAGGCAAGGCAUACACAUACUCUCUCACAAACUUCAUAAUCGCAUUUCGGAACUUUAGAAAAUGUACUAUAUGCCUGAUGAAAUAUAUUCACUCCAAUUAAAUAUAUUCCAUCUUUUAAACAAAUGUCAAGCUUAUCACCCAUAAUUAAUUUAUAUCACUAUUUUACCCAGUGCUUUAAAAAAUGAUUAUAUCUCAGAGGGUGCUAAAUUGGUUACUGUCAUCCUGAUACACCAAGGUUGUGGGUUCAGUCCCGUCAGGGCACAUGCAAGAAUCAACCACUGAAUGCAUAAAUAAGUGGAAAAACAAAUCAGUGUUCCUCUCUCUCUCUCUCUCUCUCCCCUCCCUGCUAUCCCCUUCCUCUCUAAAAUCAACCAGUAAAAUAAAUGACUGACCUACAGUCCUCACUUUAAAUAAAAUCCAAUUAUUCCAAAAAUAAAGCUAUUUAGAGCAAACUUAUAGGACACUAGAAUAACACUGAUUGUUAUACAGUAUCAUUGUUAACUUUGAACUUCUUAUGGAUUACAAAGGUACAUGAUUUCCUUAGCAAGACACAUCAGAGAUAUUUGUCCCCAUUGUACCUGAAGUUUUGUAAUAAUUUUAAUUAAAUAUUUGUCAUCUCAUAUUAAUUGCUUUUAUGUGAUAAAUAAGUCUCUUACCAACCCAUCUACUUAUUUCUUUCCUCAUAAUGCUCUGCCCUUUUACAUUAUGAAAUGUGUGGAAUGAGCCAUAUAAAGCUGUCGCCAUCAAUGUCUUUACCUGUUAAUAUUAAAUAUUUUUAACUUAAAA